CUGUACUCCAUCCGCUGCAGUAGAACGCCCCACCAUCUCUGCCAAGCUGUCGGACAUGUCAGGACCCGUGCCGAGCCGGGCCCGAGUGUACACUGAGGUCAACACUCACCGGCCAAGGGAGUACUGGGACUAUGAGUCCCACGUGGUUGAAUGGGGAAACCAGGAUGACUUCCAGUUGGUGCGUAAAUUAGGGCGUGGCAAAUACAGUGAAGUCUUUGAGGCAAUCAACAUCACCAAUAAUGAGAAAGUGGUGGUGAAGAUACUCAAGCCUGUGAAGAAAAAGAAAAUCAAGCGUGAGAUCAAGAUUUUGGAGAACCUACGUGGAGGUCCUAACAUAAUCUCUCUCAUUGAUAUCGUCAAAGACCCUGUAUCCCGGACGCCCGCCUUGGUCUUUGAGCAUGUUAACAACACAGACUUCAAGCAACUGUACCAGACUCUGACAGACUAUGACAUCCGAUUCUACAUGUACGAGAUCCUUAAGGCCCUGGACUACUGCCACAGCAUGGGCAUCAUGCACAGAGAUGUGAAGCCACAUAACGUGAUGAUUGACCAUGAACACCGCAAGUUGCGCCUUAUUGACUGGGGUCUGGCUGAGUUUUACCACCCAGGACAGGAGUACAACGUCAGAGUCGCCUCCCGCUACUUUAAAGGACCCGAACUCCUGGUGGACUAUCAGAUGUAUGACUAUAGUCUGGAUAUGUGGAGCUUGGGCUGUAUGUUGGCGAGCAUGAUCUUCAGGAAGGAGCCCUUCUUCCAUGGCCAUGACAACUAUGACCAGUUGGUGAGAAUAGCCAAGGUUCUGGGUACUGAGGACCUCUACGACUACAUUGACAAGUACAAUAUUGAACUGGAACCUCGCUUCAACGACAUUCUGGGAAGGCAUUCCCGUAAGCGAUGGGAGCGGUUUGUCCACAGUGAGAACCAGCACCUGGUCAGCCCAGAGGCUUUGGAUUUCCUGGACAAGCUACUGCGCUACGACCACCAGGCCCGGCUGACUGCCCGCGAGGCCAUGGAUCAUCCUUACUUCUUCCCCAUCGUGAAAGAUCAGUCUCGUGUGGCCGGAUCAGCCAACCUGCCCAGUGGGAACACAGCUGUUAGCACAGCCAGCAUGAUCACUGGUAUCUCUGCCUUGCCAGCCUCCACUGCCCUGGGCCCUCUCACUGGCUCGCCGGUCCUGUCUGCUGCCACCAACGUCCUGAGCGCCCCGGUGCCCGCUGCUGCUGGUGCCCCGCAGUGACACCCCACCCAAAUCCACACUCACUCCCCCUCCCCGCCCCAUCUCUCCCCAGGUUCUCCCUCCCCACCUCCACCACCUCCCAGCCAGGGGGGAGAGAGAAACCAGACAGGUGCCACUCUGCCAGCCCUCACCACAUCCAACAUAACAGUGUGACCGCGCCUCACCCUCCUCCCAGCUGAAAGGCGCCGCCAUCUAAGAAAAGAGCGGCGUUUUUCCGGUCCUCCUCCUCCUCCUUGAAUGAACUGGUUAACCUGACAUCUGAAAUGAAUGUUCUGUGUAACUGAAAUAUACAGGUAUUCCUUUCAUUUUCCCACAAGCCGUAGUGAAUACAAAGGAAUGUGUGUGUGUGUGUCUGUGUGUGUGUCUGUGUGUGUGUCUGUGUGUGUGCCUGUGUGUCUGUGUCUGUGUGUCUGUGUGUGGUGAGUCUGAGAGCGAGUGUCAUCCAGGGCUGAUUCGGGGUCCCAGCACCCUCCCCCCAACUGUGUGUGUGUGAUCAGUUUGUGAAGGCAGUGGUCAGUGAGACAAUAACAUCAGCAGAAGGCAAAAGAAGGAGAUGUUGGCUAUCAGGACCAAAAGGAGCACAUCCUGUAUAGUUUACUACCGCAGCAUCGUCAAAAAACAAGACCCGAUGACACUUAACUAACCUCCCCAGACGAGUCGAAACACCCUCCAGAUCACAGCAUUUUGGAAGUGUGUGGUGCUGUUCAGUGCUCCAGGUGUAUGUGAACACAAUGACACUUCAACACUUUCUCUGCCUGAGUAGUUUUUGUCUUGCCUUUCUUACCAAACCGGAUCACCAGUCUUCUUUUGAUAUGCGACUUUCCGUCACGUCAUCCAUCAUGAUUUGUUUUGUAUGGAAAUGUUCUGGACUGCUGGAUAAAGGUUCAUCACCAUCAAGGGGUCUGAUCGACUCGAGUCUUUCACUCCAAUCUCCUAAGAAGCCAGGUAAGGUACAUUCAGGUUCUCAAAAAGAAAUGGUUUCUCCAUUGUGCUGCUUUCCAGUUCCUUGAAUUACUUCAAGUGGCUUUUCUUGAAUUACUUCAAGACAUAACCAAAGUUUACUCAGUUGGUUGGAAGAAGAGACUGACCAAACCUAGUUUUGUUUAGUGGGAGUUCCUCAUGGAGAUACUGUAUUGCAGGUUGACAAUGUGGGUUCUAGUAAAAAGCGACGACACCGUGAUAGAAUAAUCCUCUGCAGGUGACUGAAGUGCUGUUAGUGUUGGAGGAAAGCUCCGUGACGAGUGAGACGGCGCGCUGGCUUUCACCAACAUGUGGAGGGAAAUACUGGAGCUGACUUGUCAGAUAGCACUUGAAGGGUAGAGUUUCCCCCCAGUGUUAUAGUGCCAGAGUUUGAAAGUGUAAGUUUUAGACCCUGCUGUACAUACGCAUCUUUUUCUUUCUUUUUUUUUUCAUUUCAAAACCUGAAAAAUGCAAAUAAAUCAGAACAUGUAUACAUUGACCUGAGAACGGAGCAGUUUGAGUCCCUACAUCACUGUAUAUAUUUUUAUGUCCUUAUGUAGAAGACUAGUAUUUGAAAAUAUUUGUGUAAAUAAACACGUGUUUUAUUUAUCAGGUA
Molecule: messenger RNA, 2813 nt
Organism: Plectropomus leopardus (leopard coralgrouper)
Lineage: Eukaryota; Metazoa; Chordata; Actinopteri; Perciformes; Serranidae
Product: casein kinase II subunit alpha
Biological process (GO): peptidyl-threonine phosphorylation; peptidyl-serine phosphorylation; regulation of cell cycle
Cellular component (GO): nucleus; cytosol; protein kinase CK2 complex
Molecular function (GO): ATP binding; protein serine/threonine kinase activity
Source: RefSeq, a predicted model, not a curated record